UGGACUUUGUUUUUGGUGUUAUCGUUAAAAUAACCAUUAUAAUAUAUAAUGAUCAAAAGCAGUAUUUCAAUUGAAAUAUUUAAAAGAAAGCAAAGCGUGACUAACACCAAAGCGACAUUUCGCGCUUUUUAUUAUUUAUUUUUAGAUAUUUUGGCGCCAAUGUCAUAAAUUGAAGAAAAAAAAUCAAAAUGACUACACGGAAAAACGCGAGUGGUAGAGAGUACAAAAAAGGAGACGGCAUUAGUUCGGAUUUAAGAAAGCUGAUUGUCCAAGAAACAUUGCAUCUUGGAGGGAAUGUUUUGACCGGAGAAAUUCCUAGAGGAGUUUUUACCAAAGUUGCGGAAAAGUAUAAAGUUAAUCGCCAGACUGUAACAAAUUUCUGGAGGCAAUAUGUGUCAGAUGGCGUUCUGUCGGAAAAAACACGGAAUACAUUGGGAAGACCAAAGCUUAAUACAACCGAUAUUGAGAUGAUACAUUUUAAAAAAAAAGAUAGACCAUCUAUAACCGGGACAGAACUGAAACAAAAAUUGAUUGAAUAUUCCCCCGUCUCGGGAAAAGUUGAUACUUCUACUAUAUACAGAACUAUGUCAAAAAAAUUGGAUCUUACAUAUAAACGGAUUACACGCCCAUCCUGUGACAGGUUUUCGCAACAUAAUAUGGUUUACACACAAGCCUAUAUGGAUUUUUGCAAAACGGUACGGCCCUGUCAAGUGAAAUUUAUGGACGAGAGUGGGUUCAAAAUAACCACCACUAACUCUAAUUAUGGUCAUUCUAAAAAGGGUGUUGCAUGUGUUGAAAUAGGCAAAUUUCACCCAGGUCGUAAUUUAACUUUAAACCUAGUUGUAGGUUUGAAUGGUGUUAUAUAUUACAAUUUCGUGGAUGGACCUUCUAACAUGAACACGUACUUGAACUUCUGGAAUGAAGCAAGUUUAUCUCAGGACCGACUUGGUCGAUCGGCUUUUUUACCGGGCGAUGUAGUAGUUGUGGAUAAUUGUGCAAUACACCAUAACAACGCAGAGAUAGCCCUUUCACAGUUUUUCCAAAUGCAGGGUGUCGGCUAUACAUUCUUGCCUGUAUAUUCACCGGAUCUAAAUCCAGUUGAAAAUUGUUUUGCGAAAAUUAAAUCUUUAAUGACCCAAGAACGAUUCCGGGAACUUGCGAGUGUGAACUUAAAACUCUCUAUCAUACGUGCCAUAGAGGAAAUCACUCCCACCGACAUGAAAGGCUUUUACCGACACACCGGCUGUGUCAACGUUUGAACACUGAACAGGCUCCGCCCACAUACUUCGCAGUAUAGAUUGACAGGUAAACGAGUUACAAAUUGAACCAAUCAGCAUCGUUGAACGUUAGUUCCGUAGGUCCUUUCGCUAAACUUCAAUGCAGUUC
This is a messenger RNA of Pecten maximus, 1386 nucleotides long. RefSeq lists its product as uncharacterized. Lineage: Eukaryota; Metazoa; Mollusca; Bivalvia; Pectinida; Pectinidae. Gene Ontology annotation, molecular function: nucleic acid binding. The transcript is spliced from 2 exons. The record is from RefSeq and is a predicted model, not a curated record. Bases 189 to 1259 code for a protein of 356 amino acids.